AGUGAGAGGAAAAGAGUCGAGGAGGGAGGCUCGAAACAUGACAAAAACGAGCAGCUUUUUGUGAAUGGGAGGAGUGAAACACUGGACGAGUUUCGGAACACCCAGGUUUGACGUGAUUUUUUGGCAACAUCUCCAGCAAACCAACAAAAGUAGCUAAUCUAACUGAGGAUCCACACUUUUAGGUACCACCAUGGAAAACUUUAUCUGACAUAAUGGCGACCCAGAAAGAAGAGGACUCCACAACUGAAAGUAGUUCACCAACAGAGGAGGACACAGCUGAGGACCUGCUUUAUGAGACACCCGAGAGAAAACAUGCCCAUACCCUGAUAGAUGACAGUGAGGAGGAGCUGCUGAAGGAGCAGGAGCCGUCUGAGUAUCACUGUUACACUGGAUGGGAAGAAGCUGUAAGUGGAAGUGGACUGCAAACCUCUUUAUAGCCUGCUUUCAUUUGUUUAGGAUAACGUUGCUAUGACCUACAUAAGCCCACAAGUAACAUAGAGAGCGUGUAUUCUGAUCAGAAAAUAACCGGGCCAAUCAGAGACCGUGUUUCCACUGUUACCCGGACAACAGGGAAAGGCAGCCCCUGAUUGGUCCAUGUGUAGUAGUGACGUCUAACACAUGCUGUGGGACUUUUCAAAGCCCCGUUCAUUCAGAACGCCGUUAAUUCUGCAGUUGACUCUGCAAAGUCGGCAAAAAUCGUUUAUAUCAGAUAUAGACAAUUUCUGCCGACUUUGCAGAAAUUGUUGGUUUUGUUCUUUGAUCAAGGUGAUGUUCAUGCACGGUUCAUUUUGUGUACUAGUAAAAAAAACAUAUACCUAUGUCUUGAAUUUGGAAAAAAAAUCAUAUUUGAUUUAUCACUUAAGAAGGGUUCGGUGAAUGUGCAUAUGAAACUGGGGGGUUCGGUACCUCAGACAAGGUUAAGAACCACUGGCUUAAAUACAGUAGCCGAGAGCCGCCACUGCUGCAAAUAGAAAAGAAUGCAAAAAAAAAAAAAAAAAAAGAACUCACAACACAAGUUACCGAUGCAAAAAAAAAAAAAAGAAACUGAAGCCUGCUACAAAUUAAAAAAAGAAACAGUGCAGAUUUACAAAAAAGCCACAACAGAAGUUAACGACACAAAAAAAAAAAAGUGGCAAAAAAAAAUUAAAAAUACUUACUGCAGCAGGCUAUGGUUUCUUUUUUUUGCAUGGGUAACUUCCGUUGUGACACCUUUUUUUUUUUGCAAUCUUUUUUAUUUGCAGUAGUGGCGGUUCUCAGCCACCAUUCUUAAAAACCACUGUGAGGUGCAAAGUUUGACAAAACGAAGGCUAAGGAGUCAGCCUUUUUUAAAAUCCUUUUCUGCAGAUGCUAGAUGAUUUUUUUUUUUGUCAGAAAGUUGAACCUUGGCCUGUACAGGGCAACACCAGCUAUGUGAUGAGAUGUACAUUUUUGACCAAAAUCUAGCCAAAAUUGAAGCAAGCUCAAAGUUCCUCAAUUCAGCCUUGAAAUGUAAAAAGUUUUAUUUGUUGUUCAGACAAUGUUUCCACCUGUUGGUUCCUUUAGGAGAGAUUCAUUUUGCACUCCAGAAGCUGCUUCAGCACAAAUUUCAUGAUCAGACAUAAACAUGAUGAGAUGCCCAAAACGUCACUCAUGGUGGUAUUUUUCAUAGAAGUUGCACAAUAGAUUUUCAUCCCUCCUUAUGAAGUGCCUCUGUCAUGCACCCAUUACUUUGCAAUUUGUGGUUCUCCUAUUUUGCUUGCUUGGUCCAAGAUCUUGUUUUUUUUUUUUGUUUUUUAUUUGCUCUGUGCAGUAACUAUUUUUUUUUUCACUUUUUAAUUCAUUCAAAACAGGUCCAGUGUUGGUCAAGAGUGGAUCCACUGAGCUGCAUACUUUUGACUCCAAAGAUGAACAGUAAAGUAAAGCAGAAGGAGGCUCGCACCCUGACCACCACCCCUAUUGACCACAAAGCUCCUUCUUGUGCAGAUACCUCAUCCAGGACUACAAAGCGCCACUGUGAGUGGAAGAGCUGCGUUCAGAAAUCCAAACAACUAAACCAGCACACAGGAUCCUGGAAUAACACUGCUGUGGUUGCUCUACAGAAAAAUACCUCAGACUGGCCUUUUACCAACACGCCGCAGGAAACCAUAGCACAUCUCUCACUCAAAGAGAAAGUAGAGCAGAAUGAGAUGCUCAGAGAGGUGCAUCAUACCUCUACAAAAUACUCUGUGGUGGAGACCAGGCCCUCAAAGCCUCAGAAACACAGCCGCAGGCCCAACAGCACCACGAUUCCCAUUAAAAACUUGACGUUUUUACCACCAAUCAAACUGCCACAUUUGCAGUCUAAGGGAAUCGCUGGCAAGAAGACUGUGGAGGAAGAAACCAAAGAGGAAAACUAUUUCUCAUUUGAUUUUAAGAAUUUGAAAAGAGGGUCAAGAGUGGACCCUAUCACUCACCUUGAGCCUCAAGUGUACUCUUCAGCCCUGACCUCUACAUAUCUGACAUGUCCGUAUAACCCCCACAUGUUCUCUGCUGUAAGUCCUUUAAUACCCAGGAGGUAUCAGGUACCCAUGUCCUCCAAAGCUGACACAGUGCACCAAGCCAGUUAUUCAAUGGGCAAACAGGUCCUCCAGUCCUCCAGCACUGCUACAACUUCACAAACUCGUAUUCACCCAAACAAGACCAUGUGUGCUGUCAAGCUGCACAAGGGCCGCGGAAUAAAUGUUUAACUGACCAAUCAUGCAAGUGAAGUAUGUGUGUUUUUGAAGCUCUCUAGCUUAUCCUGAUAAAGUGUAUUGUCUUGUCUUCUAUUAUGAACACCUUGCAUCAGUGUUUCUAUAAAAACUGUUGGUCCAGAAAAUUGAAUUGGAUGUUAUUUUUAUGUUAAUUUUAUGACUGUUUUUUGGCCACACAGACCACAGCAAUAACAGUGGAGUUAGCAAGGUUAAGCUCAAUAUGUCAUUUGGGCCUCAUUGUUUUCUGAUCAGUUCCCACAAGUGCUUUUCAGCUGUUCUAGUUACCUAGCAACAGUCCAACUACCUCAUAAGAGGCAUGGCAGUGUGCCGGCUUCACUCUUGCUACCUUUUAAACUUUUAGCCACAAUCUACAGCUCUGUCAGAGAGGAAGUCCUGCAACCAUACAUUACGAUAACAUUACAGAUCUUUGCCAAACCACUGAAUUAUACACACAGUGAGUUGUAAAUCUGUUGUAAAUUAUUUAUCUGUUACAGGGUGACUCCUUACUACUUUGAAUGGGCUCUGGUUUUGUUACUGUAACCCUACAGAGGUGAAUAAGGCAGGAUCAUGAUAGGAUCACCAAGCACACUGUGUGCCAUGUUUUGUCUUCCAAGAUCAGCUUAUUACCCCACAUCUUUUAAUAGUUGCAAUAAUAUUGUGAUAUUUUUUAAACUUUUGCUUUACUUCAAUACCUCAAUUGUGUUUUGCUGCCUUUAAAAUAAAAUGAUAGUUGCUCAAAUUUGAUUGCGAUGUAGUUGAAA
This is a messenger RNA of Xyrichtys novacula (pearly razorfish), 3472 nucleotides long. The record is from the annotation of a GenBank genome assembly. Lineage: Eukaryota; Metazoa; Chordata; Actinopteri; Labriformes; Labridae.